This is a messenger RNA of Echinostoma caproni, 384 nucleotides long. NCBI's taxonomy places the organism in Eukaryota, Metazoa, Platyhelminthes, Trematoda, Plagiorchiida, Echinostomatidae. The record is from the annotation of a GenBank genome assembly.
AUGCGGCCCCCGACACGCUGUGCUACACCCCACGUACGUCGCAUGCAGGCCAACCUCACGUUCGGCCACCACUUGGCUCGACAGCAUCUGCAAAGUGUUCAACGACAUCAGAAGAGCUACUUCGAUCGGCGCGUGAAACAAAGAACGUUCUUACCCGGUGAUCGCGUUUGGUUAAGUGAAUCGGCACCUCCGACAGGUGUCCCAGCAAAGCUCCACAGAGCAUGGAAGGGUCCUUACCUUAUAGAGCAGGUGUUGUUCAACAUUCUCUACCGUCUCACCCUACCACAGUGGUCAGUUGUCGUCCACGUCAACCGACUGAAGAACACCAACAACAUCUUAGACAGCGCUGAGGACAGCGCCUCGUUGCGCGGGGGACGUGUGUAA